This is a messenger RNA of Penicillium robsamsonii, 1314 nucleotides long. RefSeq names its product ankyrin repeat domain-containing protein. Gene Ontology annotation, molecular function: protein binding. NCBI's taxonomy places the organism in Eukaryota, Fungi, Ascomycota, Eurotiomycetes, Eurotiales, Aspergillaceae. The record is from RefSeq and is a predicted model, not a curated record. Bases 1 to 1314 code for a protein of 437 amino acids. The transcript has a single exon.
AUGCAUACACUAUGCAUCGACACACAAGGCCCACUCUCAACCCUCCCUAAUGAACUAUAUCUCGCAAUAUCCGAUUUCCUAUCACCAGCAGACCUAAAUGCCUUCACAUGCACCAACACAACAACCUACAACCUCCUAAACAACACCCUCUAUAAGCGCGAUGCAAGUUCGCCAAAUCCAAAAUCCCUCUUCUGGGCCUCGACAACCGACACCCCGUCAACAGCCCUGAAAUGUCUCUCCGCGGGCUUCGACAUCCACUCAAGAACAGACACAGACCCGCGAGUAAAAGGCUGCACCCCAAUAAUGCUAGCCGCGUUGCAUAAUAGCAUUGCGGUACUCAAACUGCUCUUGCUCAACGAUGAAGCCAACCCAAACACCCGUGAUAGAAAAUUGAUCCGCCCACCACUAUCUUGGGCCGUCAGAGAGGGCCACUCAGCCAUAGUGCAAAUCCUGCUGAACGACGACCGUACAGACGUCAACUUGCAAGACAAGGCGGGCGACACUGCACUUAUGAUUGCCGUCAAUCACCAGCUCAAGAUGAUAACACUGCUGCUCUGUAACGGGCGGGUGGAUCCGCGCGUGCCAAAUCGGCAGGGAUGGACGCCGCUCAACCGGGCUGCGCGUGAAGCAGACGGGGAUGUGGGCUUGCUACUUGCUAAGCAUUUGCGGUUGAUUCUCGACGGUGAUGAUGGCGCUGCGCAUUGCCAGCAUGUGUUUUUCUAUGCGGCUAUCAUGGGACACGUUGAUAUUGUGCGGUAUUUGGUUCAGUAUUUUGGGGAGAAGCUUGAUCCCAACGCCGAAGGACAGCAAUAUGGGCGGGGAGCAUUUUCAAUCGCGGCUUCGGCGGAGUGGGUGGAUGUUGUACGGUUCUUACUGGAGUGGGAGGUUACGGAUCCUAAUUUGCAGACGCAUUGGAAGAGGCGGACACCUUUGUUUGUUGCUGCGGAGAAUGGGCAUGAGGAGGUUGUGGACUUGUUGGUUGGAUGUGAGAGGGUUGGGUUGGAGAUUGCUGAUAUACAUGGGACUACACCGUUGGGGGUUGCGACGGAAAGAAACCAUGAGGGGAUUGUUAGACGGUUGUUGGCUGGGUCUAGGCGGGCUGAUCCCAAUGCUCGUGAUGAGAACGGUCAGACGCCGCUGUUUAAUGCUGCGUUUUAUGGUCACAUAGGUGUUGUAGAGCUACUACUCGAGGCGCAUGGCAUUGAUCCACAUUUGGGAGACACAGAUGGGAAGACGCCGUUAGAGGUGGCAUCGGAGAAUGGCAAUCUGCAGGUAGUGGAGGUACUGCAGAGAUACAUAGACAACCCAUCAUGA